CCUCCUAAUUAAUUAGGCCCAAAAGGGCCAGGCGACAAGGGAAUAGGAUAUAAAAUCAGACCAGAGAUCAUAUCAAAUCAUAUUACUUGUUUGUUUCAAGCUUCAACAAUGGCUAGGCCAGUUGAACCGCUGGUGGUGGGGAGGGUGAUCGGAGAUGUGCUCGACAUGUUUGUACCAGCUGCUGAAUUGAUAGUACAAUAUGGGUCAAAACAGGUCGGAAAUGGUUGUGAGAUAAAGCCAUCCCAUUCUGCUCACAAGCCUGCGGUUCGCGUAAAUGGCUCUCGUGCCCGUGCCGCCAGUCUCUUUACCCUUGUUAUGGUCGAUCCUGAUGCGCCAAGUCCAAGUGAUCCAACUUUCAGAGAGUGGCUUCAUUGGAUUGUGGUGAACAUCCCAGAGGGUGGGGAUGCCUCCGAAGGCAAAGAAUUGGUAGCAUACCAAGGACCUCAGCCACCAACGGGCAUCCACCGCUACGUUUUUGCGCUUUUUAAGCAGAGAGGAAGAAUGGAAAAGCCAAAAACGCUACCAGAACCCCGUCACAACUUCACCACUCGACAAUUUGCAAGCCAUAAUGAACUCGGACUUCCUGUUGCUGCCGUAUAUUUCAACUCACAGAAGGAACCAGCUGGAAAUAGGAAACGUUGAUGCCUUGUCUGAAAGCGUGCUAGUUCCUGUUUUAUCCUCCAACAUGCAUGGUAUAGAACAGGGUAUGUAUAGGUGGUUGUAUAAUCUGUGUGCUGUUUUUGUUCGUUUUGGUCAUUAAGAGCUUCUUAAGGGAUGUGCAACCGUAGUCAAGUUUUUAUUUUUAGUUUAUCUUCUUGUACGUACGUGUCAUUGUAGUAUAUAAAUUGGGCAGUAAAUAUAAUAUAAUUUGA
Messenger RNA from Coffea eugenioides, 872 nucleotides. Its product is annotated as protein MOTHER of FT and TFL1 homolog 1-like. The coding region runs from base 109 to 642 and encodes 177 amino acids. The transcript is spliced from 4 exons. The record is from RefSeq and is a predicted model, not a curated record. NCBI's taxonomy places the organism in Eukaryota, Viridiplantae, Streptophyta, Magnoliopsida, Gentianales, Rubiaceae.